Messenger RNA from Paracoccidioides brasiliensis Pb18, 2085 nucleotides. RefSeq lists its product as uncharacterized. The record is from RefSeq and is a predicted model, not a curated record. Bases 1 to 2085 code for a protein of 694 amino acids. The transcript has 2 exons.
AUGGCGGAAUGUAUGAUGACUCGCUCGCGGUCGCGAUCAAGCCAAUCCAGCCAAUCUGACCGAUCUGAAAAUGACCAGGGGGGCCUGAGCUCACAGACCCCCCCAGGGGCGUUCAAGAGUUCCAAUAUUGGACCCCCCGAAACGCCCAAUUGGCAAGCCGGGCUGAUUACAGCCCCUACCACGGUGAGGCCGGUCCGCCUACGUCGUGUUGAAUAUGCCGAUCCGACUCCUUCAGAAGAUGGGGUGGAGACGCCUGCGGUGACCCCUAACCUGCCGCCGGCAACUGACUCCGAAGAAUUGCAACUGAGGAGAUUGGAUCUCGAACGUCAAAAGAUUGAUUUAGAACUUCAAAAAGAGAGGCGCAAAGAAUUGCAGCUUCAACUUCAAUUGGAGGGGCUCCGCGCUCAGAAUGACAGGGCCGCAAUCCCCGCAAAUCCGCCGUCGGGUCAACCGUCGGCAUGGGAUCCGAACUUGAGGUCCCGAAUGCAAUAUAACCUCUACGACCCGGAUAGCCGCGUCGGCAAGGCGAUCAGCCAGUUCAAACAGGACACUAAGUAUGCCACCAAGCCGAACGCUCUGGUCGGAUCUUCGAAUUACCUCUCCUGGCAUGCGAAUAUGAAGGCCAAGCUAAUUGACGCUAAAUGCUGGGUUAUAUUGGAGGACAAGCAAGUCAAAAGCCCUGAUGGGGACCCCGAAUGGUCUCCUUUUUGGGAGGCCAAAAAUCGCUGGCUUUACGCGUUCAUUUCGAACGCGUUGGCAGCCAGCAUUAGGCCCCAUUUUAAUAAGUAUGAUGAGGGCAGGAUCGCUUAUUCCCUUUGGCGUGCGGUUGAGGAAGAGUUCUCCAUCCCGAGAACACAGCUCUGCAGGGAAGCAGUCCUGGCGUUUACAUCAAUGGGUGGUGUCCAAGUCACUGACGUACACACGUUUUUCGAUAAGUUCAAUGACGUUAUUAUGAAAUUGGAAAUACUCGAUAUUUUACUGCCAAAUGACGUGGUAUUCCACGUGUUCUAUUCUGCACUUCCCAAUAUAUGGCGAAACUACGUGCAAAAGAAAAUCGAGGAGGUACAAGAGUCCAAAUCGAAGUCUGUCGUGUUGGACGUUCAUUCGAUCAUGGAGGAAAUUCGCUCUCGAUUGAACCCCCCCAAAGAGGCAAAGAAGGCCGCCCAGGCGGCUAAUUCUUCGGCCAACGUGGCUCAGGCUGAAAAUGCGGCUGCGGGUUCCAAUAACAGCAGCAACGUCCAAAAUAAUUCAGCCCGUGGGGGCCGACCCGGGGGACGCGGAGGCUAUCGAAUGGGCGGACGUUCAAAUUUCGACCUCCCAAUCUGCCCGGAAUGCGAGCAUCGUCAUGGCGGGCUCUGCUGGGCAGCCAAUCCAGAUAGUGCCCCUGAAGAAUGGAGGACCGCCAACGCGGCGAGAAUAGGAAAAUAUAAUAAUAAGAAGAGUAGUGAGGGCAAAAAGACCUCAUCAACUGCAAAUGGCAGCUCUGAGAUGUUUCAAAUGAUGAAUCUAGUGCAGGUCAUUGGGGUGUCUGUGUACUCUGCUGAAUCAAUCAUCAACCCACUCACCAUAUGGGAUAGCAGAGCUGGAUGUCAUAUUGUUAGUGGCCCUAUGAUUCAAGUGGCCAAUAAGGCUACUUUGAAGGUUCAAGGGAUCAGAGUCACCUCCAUCCCAGUCAGGGAAAGAUUAAUUGAAUUUGACCAUGUCUAUUUGAUGCCAGGCUUAUCUGCCAACCUCAUAUCCACUGGCCUAUUGAAGUGCCAGGGCUAUAUUCACCAUGAUCUGCAGAUGGACAUCAGAAAUUACUUUGAGAUAAUAGCAUCUACAGAAAAUGACAUCUUCUACAUGAAUUUAAAUUCCAAUAAUAUAUAUGUUCUAUCCGACACCCCCCCUAUGUUCGGGGAUAUUAUGAAUGAUCUGGAGCUUGGACCACUGGCAUACUUGGCGGUCCCGAAGCCCAGGGCGAUUUCAACGGAUUAUGAUCCGAACGCUGCAUCACUGGGUCUUUUCAACCGCGAUGACGUGGAGCAGCUAAUUAACCCGAAGGAUCCGGAUACUGAUACCUUCAUUUUGUCCCCACCAACCUGA